Alligator mississippiensis (American alligator) is the source of this 3403-nucleotide messenger RNA. It is a transcript of the gene HOXA9, whose product is annotated as homeobox A9. Gene Ontology annotation, cellular component: nucleus. The transcript has 2 exons. Gene Ontology annotation, biological process: embryonic skeletal system morphogenesis; proximal/distal pattern formation; DNA-templated transcription. Gene Ontology annotation, molecular function: RNA polymerase II cis-regulatory region sequence-specific DNA binding; DNA-binding transcription factor activity, RNA polymerase II-specific. The record is from RefSeq and is a predicted model, not a curated record. NCBI's taxonomy places the organism in Eukaryota, Metazoa, Chordata, Crocodylia, Alligatoridae. The coding region runs from base 1436 to 2227 and encodes 263 amino acids.
CAGCGGCACAGCGGUUCUUCCCCCUGCGGCUUGGCUGCUUGUUUAAGAAUAAAUCGUCCCGAUCCACGCUUCCCCUUCUUCUUCUCCCGCUCCGGCUCUGAUCGCAUUUUAGCCACGCAUAAUGCCGGGGGUAGGAUCUAGCUGUCGCGUCCUGGGUGGACCUGGGAGGCGAACAGGCUCGGGAGUCCUGGAAGCGGAUCCAAAGAGCUUUCGAACAAUCUGCCCGGCCAAGCCAGCACUGGCGCGGCUCUGCCCAAGUCGAUGCGACUUCUCUCCCUUUAAUUAUGCAUAGCCCGGGAUAUUUUUGUGCUCCGAGGGUUUUAAUAGCACUGGCAUUGACAGUGCUCCAGGAGUGCGUCCGAUGGCUCCUUUCCUCUCUCCCCAGCUCCGAUCCCCGGAGCUGCACGUUCUGCCCAGUGCUCCCAGCAUCGGCCACACGCAGCCAUCACCCGUGGACCAGAUCAGAUGAGGAGAAGGACUUGAUUUUAUUUUUUUCUGGAGGCAGAGAGAUUCUCGCCGGGACUUUCCAUGGGACGGACCCGGGGCCUGGAGGGCGCUCUGCGGUGCUGGGGGAGAAGCGGUGGCCGCGGAAAGUCCGAGAUGCCGGACUCGCUGGUGUCUAUACACACGCAAUGGCAAUAUCGAUUCAAAAUGCGUCUCGGCGCGGCCCGGGUCCGCGUGGGGAGGACACGCCACGCAGAGCCGUCUCGGGAAGGGGAUCUGCUGGCUGUGACUUCUCGCUGCCAGCCCGGCUUUAGCUCUGAACUCAGCGGAACCGUCUUAUUUACAGUCACUUCCCAAACUAAACACAAUAGUAUAAUUUAACCUUUGGAAGCACUCGUAAAUUUUUACUGCUGUGAAACACAGCGAUGCAAAUGAACACGCUCGUAGUUACUGACUUAAUAACAACCCCGUGGCUCCUGCAACAAUAACUCCUUAUGAAAUAUAAUAAAUAUAGAUUUAAAUACAGUACGCCGCCACUGCUAUUUUGCUUUCUUUAUGGCUUCAAUUAUUGUAUAAUUUUAUGUGAAGGUCUCCGAUCACCGGGAUUUCGCAGGGAACGCGCCCCACUGAUGGGAUGAUUAAUUGUGAUAUAAAAUAGUCCGCUUAAAAAGGGGGAGUCCUACCGAAUCCGAUCUUUUAAUCUCCGCUGGCCACAAUUAAAACAAACUUUAUCGUACCCCUCCAAUACCCCUUUGCAUAAAAACAUAUGGCUGCGCUAUAAAAAUUAUGACUGGAAAACACUGACCCAUUAAUAGCCUGCGGACUGAUUUAUACUUUAUUGUUCUGCUGCCCAAGCACGUGACUGCGGCAGCCAAUGGGCUGACAGGCAGCCUUCAACUUAUUAGGUGACUGUACUUCUUCGCAAGGACCAAGUUGUUACAUGAAAUCUGCAGUUUCAUAAUUUCGGCCGGUGCCGCUCCGUGUGUGUCGUAUGGCCAUGUCGACGUCAGGGACCCUCAGCAAUUAUUACGUGGACUCGUUCCUCAUUCACGAGAGCGAAGACCUGGUGCCGUCCAGAUAUGCCUCUGCUCCACUGGCCCAGCCACCGAGACAGCCCGCCCUGAGCGAGCACCCCGAAUUCGCCCCCUGCAGUUUUCAAUCCAAAACUUCAGUCUUUAGCACGUCCUGGAGCCCCGUGCACCCGCCGAGCGCCGGGAACGUGCCCACUGUGUACCACCCGUAUGUGCAUCACCAGGCACCAAUGGCAGCGCCUGACGGCAGGUACAUGCGGUCGUGGCUGGAGCCCAUGCCGGCCUCGCUGUCCUUCCCCGGGUUACCUUCCAGCAGGCAUUACGGCAUUAAACCUGAACCGCUGGCGGCCAGAAGGGGUGACUGUACCACGUUUGACACUCACACUCUGUCUCUGUCUGACUAUGCUUGUGGUUCUCCUCCAGCUGAUAGGGAUAAGCAAAGCCACGAAGGUGCGUUCUCGGAAAGCAACGGAGAAAGCGAGCCCAGCGGAGAGAAACCCCAGCUGGAUCCAAAUAACCCUGCUGCGAACUGGCUCCACGCGAGAUCCACCCGAAAAAAGCGAUGUCCUUACACCAAGCACCAAACGCUGGAACUGGAAAAGGAGUUUUUGUUCAAUAUGUAUCUCACUAGGGACCGCAGAUACGAAGUGGCGAGGCUGCUCAAUUUAACUGAGAGACAAGUGAAAAUCUGGUUUCAGAACAGGAGGAUGAAAAUGAAGAAAAUCAACAAAGACAGAGCAAAGGAUGAAUGAUGAGGAUGACACCCAGGUUCACUGAAGGGCGGGGUGGGGGGGAAAUCCUCCCCUCGAUCCCCACUACCCAAUGCGACUGUUUGGGCCUCAUGUUUGUUGUGGCAAUUUCUGAUCCUUAGUGUACCUUCUAACAGUAGCAUGGAGAUGUCGCUUUGCCAGUGCUAUUCAGGAGGUACUGUAACACUUUUUCAUUUUAUAAUAGGAAAGCAAAAAAAAAAAAAAAAAAAAAAAAAAAAGGGAAAAAAAAGAAAAGAAAAAAAGGGGGCAUUAUUGCGGAAGGCUGUUGGUUGGCUUGUAUAAAUCUACCUGUUUCUUCACGUACGAAAAAAAUCAAAAAACAAAAAAACUACCUUUUCAUAAUGCACAACUAUUUACGGACUGUAUAGUUUAGCCUACGUAGUUAAUUUUAUUUGCUCUUUGCGCGGCAGAGAGAGGUCUGCUAUGAUACUUGAACACUGUGUUUUAUUGUGGUAAUUAUGUUUGUGACUCAAUUUAUGUGCUUGGGUGCUGUACCAGAUGUGAUUGUGUAAGCUAGAAUUCAAUUUGAACUCAGGUUGUUUAUGAUAAAAAAGUUGCAUAGAGUAUAGCUCUGUAGUGUAAUAAGUCUUUUAUGUAUAAUUAGACAGUUAACCUUUGAUUGUAAGCAAAAUAUAUAUAUAUAUCCCAAUUUAAACACAAAAAAGAAGGAAAAAAGUCUGUCCGGGAUGUCUAGGAAUUACGGUUCUCAAACUCGUUCCAAGCAAGUCAUUUUAGUAUGCACAGUUGAUAUAUAUAUAGUACUGUCUUUGUCAGUUGUAUAUAUAAUCUAUAUAUUAAAGAAAAAGUAAAUAAACGGACUAGCUUAAAUAUUGUUUUUGCACCAGUGAGCAGUUAUCAGAUAUCGGAGCUAUACAUAUAUGUGAAAAGGGUAACUACCUAUGGUUUACGUUUUAAUUUUAAUCAAAUAAUUUGAUGCUUAUUGUAAUGGAGUUUAAUUUUAUUGAUAAUAAAUUAUACACAAUAAAAACCUACAUUGGGUUAUUGUAGAUUUGUAUCGAUGAUAAAAAAUUGGGAAGUUAUGUUUAUGCAGAACAUACACUGUAUAUUUUGCAAUAGUUACCUCAUGGCCUACUGACCAAAUUGUUGUGUUGAAAUGAUAUUUAACUUUUUGCCAAAUAAAAUAUAUUGAUUCUUUUA